This is a messenger RNA of Rhinichthys klamathensis goyatoka, 1876 nucleotides long. RefSeq names its product prostaglandin E receptor 3 (subtype EP3) (gene ptger3). Gene Ontology annotation, biological process: phospholipase C-activating G protein-coupled receptor signaling pathway; adenylate cyclase-activating G protein-coupled receptor signaling pathway; inflammatory response. Gene Ontology annotation, cellular component: plasma membrane. Gene Ontology annotation, molecular function: prostaglandin E receptor activity. The transcript is spliced from 2 exons. The record is from RefSeq and is a predicted model, not a curated record. Bases 100 to 1311 code for a protein of 403 amino acids. Lineage: Eukaryota; Metazoa; Chordata; Actinopteri; Cypriniformes; Leuciscidae.
GCGCUCGGACAGCAGAGCGCACAAAGUGAGACGGACUUCACUGAGGACUCUACUUGUUCAAAGAGCUACUGUGGCCAUGAACACGCUCCCUGAAAAAGGAUGACAUCCAAAUGUAAGUCUUCAGAUGUCUUGCCACAAAACCUGACUGCUGGAACCAUGACGUGGGAGAAGAACGUCUCCAAAUCUUCGCAGGACAGAACGGGCAACGGCGCCAGCUGUGGCUCAGUGUCCGUGUUUUUCCCCAUCGUUAUGAUGAUCACUGGAAUGGUCGGAAACACUCUCGCGAUGCUGCUAGUUUCUAGUGCAUACAGAAAAAAGGAAAACAAAAGGAAGAAAUCCUUUUUGCUUUGCAUCGGCUCGUUGGCGUUAACUGAUCUUUUCGGCCAACUGCUUACAAGUCCGAUUGUCAUUUCUGUGUACAGAGCAGAUCUGAAAUGGAAACGCGUGGACCCAUCGGGAACUCUAUGCGCCUUCUUCGGUGUGUGCAUGACCACUUUUGGCUUGUGUCCUCUCUUUUUAGCCAGUGCCAUGGCCAUUGAAAGGGCCUUGGCCAUCACUGCUCCUCACUGGUACUCACAUUACAUGAAAACCAGCGUGACCAAGCAGGUUCUGGUCAUCAUUUGGUGUCUAGUUUUGAUCUUUGCCUUAUUGCCCAUUGCUGGGGUUGGGCAGUACACUUUGCAGUGGCCAGGCUCUUGGUGCUUCAUAAGUACAGGUGACAAGGACAUAACGGGAAAUACGUUUUUUGCCACGACCUUUGCGGCAUUGGGGAUAUUUUCUUUACUGGUUACUUUGUCUUGUAAUGUUAUGACAAUUCGUGCAUUGGUUACACGUUGCAAAACGAAGUCAAGCUCGACCCAGUCGUCCAAGCAAUGGGAAAGGUUAACAACAGAGACUGUUAUUCAGUUGAUGGGCAUUAUGUGUGUCCUGUUGACUUGCUGGUCACCUCUACUGGUCCUUAUGUUGAAGAUGAUCUCGACCCACACAUCCUCCCAUCAGUGCGGUUCUGCUGCUGUAUCUCUCUCACCCAAGGACUUACAGAUGGACUGUAAUUUCUUUCUCACAGCCAUACGUCUGGCCUCGCUCAAUCAGAUUCUAGAUCCGUGGGUUUACCUGCUCCUGAGAGAGAUCCUCCUGAGGAAGUUCUGCCAGGUGGCCAGCGCAGUAUCCAAGUGCUCACUGGACGCACAGAAGGAAACCCAGAGUCCUCUAGAUGCCCUAAACAAAAAGGCCAUUCAGAAUGAUAAUGUUCACAAACAGUCCCUGAACAUGGAGAACAGUAACUUGAAUGGGGGCCAAGAGGAACAGUGACAGUUGUGCAAAAACGGAAUAGGAAUAAAACAAGGAAUAAAAUGACAAAGGGUAUACCCCAUGAUCAGAAAAAUGAUUAGGUGGAAACUUUCUGUGGAUUGGUUCAUUGAUGUAGGUCGAUGUCAUCAGCAUUCUACCGCAAACCCAUCACUUUUUUGUGUCACUGUCACAGUCAACACAUUCAUUUUGUUCAGAGUCACUCGGCGACCUUUGAAGUGAAACAAAAUGGCAAGACCUUAAAAUAAUGACAUAUGCAGGGUUCCCACUGACAUGAAAAUAUCAUGCAAGGUUUAAAAAAAAUACACAAGUUAAGAUGACAUUUUUGAGUGGUGCAUUAACAUUUAUGUUCAGCUUGUAAUUAUUUCAUAGAAAAAAAUAUUUUACAUAAAAACAAUGGAAACAAAUUGUUCAAAAGAUCUGGGGAUCUACAACAGCAAUAUUGGCAAAUUAGAUUUAGUUCAAAGCAAAAUCAUAAACUGAUGUUUGCCAGCUCCCAUGGAGACUACAUUCAGUACAUUAUACUUUUAUUCACAUGCCAAGUGCAAGAAAAAAAAAUUGAAGGAAU